AUGGCGAACGGCGUGACAGCCAACAACAUGCGAGUGACGGCGAAGCCGCCAGACCUCGGCUCCUUCCCGCUCGAUCACUACCGUGAGUGCAAGAACGAGAUUGAGAGGUACUACAUGUGCUUGAAGGAGAACGACUACAUGACGCCCAUGUGCCGAGAUCCGGUUCGCGAGUAUCUCAAGUGCCGCAUGGACCGUGGACUCAUGAAGAAGACCGAUGUGAAGAGCUUUGGCAUUCCAGAGACGGAGUUUGUACCGACGAAGCAGCACCGCAUCGACUUGAAGGAGCAGUGGCUGCGACAGAAAAUGAACCAGGUAGGCGUGGUGGGGGUUGAGAACUACAUACGCGAUGACCUCCAUACGCCAGACGGGUACGAGAAGGAGAAGGAGACUUGA
This is a messenger RNA of Leishmania braziliensis MHOM/BR/75/M2904, 393 nucleotides long. RefSeq lists its product as hypothetical. Gene Ontology annotation, biological process: mitochondrial respiratory chain complex IV assembly. The record is from RefSeq and is a predicted model, not a curated record. Bases 1 to 393 code for a protein of 130 amino acids. Gene Ontology annotation, cellular component: mitochondrial intermembrane space. NCBI's taxonomy places the organism in Eukaryota, Euglenozoa, Kinetoplastea, Trypanosomatida, Trypanosomatidae. The transcript has a single exon.